This is a messenger RNA of Lathyrus oleraceus (garden pea), 1561 nucleotides long. RefSeq lists its product as uncharacterized. The coding region runs from base 165 to 1157 and encodes 330 amino acids. The record is from RefSeq and is a predicted model, not a curated record. The transcript has 5 exons. Lineage: Eukaryota; Viridiplantae; Streptophyta; Magnoliopsida; Fabales; Fabaceae.
UUGUCAACAACAAAUCCACAACCAUAUAUAAACCCUCUCAUCUCACUCUUCUAUCAAUUUAUUACACACAUUCUCACAUUUCACAUUUCACAAUUCACAACACAACACAAAUUUUUCCUCUCUCUCUUCCUUCAUCUUCGCAACCACACUCUCUUUCAGAGCUCAUGUGCCAAUUCGAUGACGAUAACUGGGUCGAAACGGCCAUGGCUGACGUCAACUUAGUCGCAAACUUCCUUCUCACCAUGAAGAAAACAUCAUCUCCUCCUUCUUCUUCACUUUCUCCGCCUCUUAAUCUUCACUGGACCGUUCGUCAACGCCGUUCAAAGUCCCGCACUCGGAAGAUGAAAACCGAUUCGACAAGAGCAAGUCCUACAACGCCUCUCUCUUGGAGCGCCGCCACUUCCGCCAGUGGCGCCGACGGUAACGAAGAAUCCAGUCGUCUCACAAAACCGGUUCACACUUCAAGAUCUAAGGUUGAGGAGCAAUGUGAAGCCAGUGGCAACAAAAGGCUAAGAAAGAAAAGGUCUCUACCUGAUCUACUUGAGGAAGAGAGGUUGCUUCUGAAAGAAAGAGGAAAUUUGAAAGAUAGAGUGGCUUCCAUGCAUCUCAAUGUUGAGAAGCAAAGAGCCAACAAUGAAAGCUUAAAGAAAAUGAAGCUUGAUUUGGUGUCACAAACGAACACAGAAACAGCCAGAAUCUCUCUGGUGUCACAAAAGAACACAGAAACAGCCAGAAUCUCUCUGGUGUCACAAAAGAACACAGAAACAGCCAUAAUCUCUCUGGUGUCUGGAAAAGCUGUUCUUCACACACCGCAGGUUGCGGACACAAACCGCGGUUCAGCAUCUAAAUUAGUCCAGUCUCAGACAGUCCAAGAGAAGAAAUCAGUUGUCAUUACAGAGGGUGCUUCAUCUAAAUUAGUCCAACCUCAGACAGUCCAAGAGAAGAAAUCAGUAGUCAUUACAGAGGGUGCUUCAUCAUCUAAAUUACUCCAGCCUCAGACAGUCCAAGAGAAGGAAUCAGCUGUCAUAACAGAAGGUGCUUCAUCAUCUGUGCAAAGAGAGAUUCAUCGAGAAAAUAAUAACCGAGAAUUACCAUUCCUGCUGCCUGAUCUAAAUCUACCUCCAGAGGAAGAACAAAACUGCAACACCUUUUCUUAGAUAAGUUUAUUAACUGAGUAUGCGUGCUUAUAUGUUAGAUCUUGAUCCUUAUAAGAUCUAACAUCGGUACUGAGUACUAACCAACCGUAGGUUAUGCUAAUGUAAUUGCUGGUGCUGCUCCAUUUGCUUCCCUCAAAUAGUCAAAAUCACUGCAAAUUAAUUUUUUCAGUUCAUGGUGGUACUGAGGGUAGUGUAAGUGUAGUCACUAGCCAUUAGAGAUUCUGACAACAUUAGCCAUAGUUUCAUUUUUUCUUUUCUUUUCAUGCUUGUCCAAGAUUCUUUUGAGGAAAUCCCUCAAUUUUUUUUCUUCCUUUACUAUAGAAAUUGAAAAUAUUUACUUAUAAAUGUAAUUACAUGGUCUGUGCUUUUAAAAUCAAGACAAUUCAUUAAUUUUGGUUAUUUUA